AUGACCGAUUGAAUUCUACUGCGGGAAAUGCUGGCCGAUCCGUUGCUCACGCAGUACAGCGUCAUUAUCGUGGACGAAGCACACGAGAAUUCUACUCACGACGAAGAACCGGGAGACAUUCUUGCGUUCCUGACAGGGCAGGAAGAAGUGUUAAAAGCACUCGAUCUUUUGCGUGAGCAUAAGGAGGCUAGUGGGAAGGUUGACUUGACAAUACUUCCCAUGUACGGAACGCUAUCCAACACGGAUCAGCUGAAAGUUUUUUUCAACGCCCCUUAGGGAGUUCGGAAAGUUAUUUUAGCUACAAACAUAGCGGAGACAUCAGUGACAAUUCCAGGAAUUGUUUAUGUUAUUGAUAGCGGAUUUGUAAAGUUGAACUGGUAUUCAGCCGAGAGCACCACUAACAGUUUGGUAAUAGUACCGACUAGCAAAGCAGCCGCGGAACAGCGAGCCGGCCGAGCCGGAAGGAUUCGCAGCGGAAAAGUCUACCGUCUCUAUACCGAAGAAGAGUGGGACAAACUAGCCGAUUAUGCUCCACCGGAAAUGCGCCGAACCGAUCUCUGCAGCACGGUUUUAUUUCUAAAAGCAUUGGGAAUUGAUAACAUCUUGCGGUUCACGUUUCCUUCACCACCACCGGCUAAGAAUCUGCUGGCUUCACUGGAGACUUUGUUCGCUCUGGAUGCACUCGACUCCGAUGGAAACUUAACGUCCCCGGUUGGUUAUUUCCUAGCAGAAAUGCCUAUAAAUCCGAUGUUGGCUAAAAUGCUGUACAACGCCGGCGAGAUGGGAUGCUCAGAGGAAAUUCUUAUUAUAAUAGCCAUGCUGCAAGCUCAAUCAGUUUUCUCAAAACCAGUGAGCGGCCAGGCGUCCAUACGAGCCCGUAUUGCGAAGCGUAAUUUUGAAGUUUCUGAGGGAGAUCUGAUCACACUUUUGAAUGUGUCCACAGCCUUUGUUGAAAAUGAUCGCACGAAAGAAUUCUGUGGACGAAAUUUUUUGAUUUAUCGUAAUUUGAAACGCGCACAUGAAAUCAAAACACAACUUUGCAGCAUGCUGGAACGAGAAUUAAACAUACCAGUGGUAUGAUUGUGUAUGAUGCCACUGCUUUCUUGUGGUGACAAUGUGGAAACUAUAUGCCGCUGCAUUGUGUCGGGAUUUUUUCCAUACGCUGCUUAUUUGCAUCAUUCUGGGGUUUACAAAACGGUACGAGGUGACACAGAGCUUUCGAUUUAUCCACUUUCGGCAUUGUAUACCAUAGAACAGCCACAAUGGGUUGUAUUUUGUGAACCUUUGCAUACUACCAAAUUGUUUAUGAAGGAUAUUACCGUUAUUAAACAAGAGUGGCUCACAGAACUGGCACCUCACUAUUACCAUAAAGUUACGGUCGUAAGAGAUAUUUUCUAAGCCUUAAUAUACUUGGAGUU
Messenger RNA from Sabethes cyaneus, 1418 nucleotides. RefSeq lists its product as uncharacterized. The transcript is spliced from 3 exons. The record is from RefSeq and is a predicted model, not a curated record. Gene Ontology annotation, cellular component: intracellular anatomical structure; catalytic step 2 spliceosome. NCBI's taxonomy places the organism in Eukaryota, Metazoa, Arthropoda, Insecta, Diptera, Culicidae. Gene Ontology annotation, molecular function: RNA binding.